AUGAGCGCUGAUGAACGUCGAGCUCUGGAAGCGUUGAAAGACGACCAAAAUGCAGAGGAUGUGUGGCAGGAUGAAUCAGAACAAAUGGACUUCGGUGAUGUCUUGAACGGCUCUGAACUAUUGCCCAUCAGCCACACUGGUGGCGAGUUUGCUGAUCUUGCGACAAGUCUUUUGGGAGACUUCUGGGAUAUGAAGGAUCGAGCUCGUGGCCGAUGCCAUAUUGAUAAUCGUACACGCCGUGACCGCAUUCUACGUAGGAACCAGGCUUUUGCUUCACAGUUGCUUGCCAUGACCGAUGCGUACCUUACCUGGAGCUUGGAAAAAUCCAAGGCAGACUUUAGCGAGAGUAAGCCUACUGGACAAUGGACAAUCAAUGUCAUUGACGUAUUCUACGCUGACAAAGUUACUGUUAAGAUACUAUCUUCUGACCGCACCGUUGCCUCUGCCCUCGUCCGUCAAGGUGUGAUGCCUUGCUCGCCUAUAUCGCCUACUGUGGGCAUUACUACAGAAGCCCUGGAUCUUUAUCGUGUAAUGCACCUUAGGAGUCCCCACUUGUCCAUUCAGGCCUUCGUCAAAUCAAUGAGCGACUUGCGUGGGGUGGGAUUUCACAGAUACCUUUCUCGUCAAUUUUCCAUCGCAUUCGACUUAUACCUCGAUGUUCAAUGCGCGGUUGCAGCCAUGGUAGCCGAGUCGCUUCAGCGGGACUCACCCGACUGCUUGCUAUAUGCCAUGGAUGGGAAUGACUCCCUGAAAAGAGUCCUUCGAAGAACGUUUGAUACGGACGACUCUCUCGGCUCAUCGUGUGAACUCCCGACGGGACAGCAGCUCAGGACUGACCGCUAUCUAUCUCGUACCUUCGUUGACCAGUUUGCAUCGGACUCUAGUACUGCAGGCGACGGGGAGAAUUCGUGCGAAGGGUGCUGGAAGAAUAUGGAUGACGCGAAAACAAAGAAAGCAUGGGGGAUUUAUGAUGAAACAGGCAUCUUUUUGGCCAUGUGCCGCCAUGGGUUCUCUCUGCUAAUUGCAGACAUGGUACAGAGUGGGGAACUUGCAAAAUAUCCUUUGGCCGUGGUCUCGAAGUUGCUGAAUGUAUUUGGAACUAAUCUAGGAGGCGGGUAUGACAUCGGCUGUCAGUUCAAGACUACUCUCGACAGAAGCUCCCUCGGACCCCUCACACGUUCAAAGCAUCACACCUGCCUUGUUGGGGCCUUCCAUGGACAUGCCCACAGGCGUUUGUGCCAACUUUUCUCACUCACAACGUAUACCAAAGGUCUGGGACUGGAAGAUCUGGAGACGUGUGAACGGACUUUCUCGAAAUCGAAUUCCUUGGCCUCCGCACUACGUUACGCGAGGAGUAUUUUCCAUCGCCAACAAGCCAUCAAUUCUUUUUUCGAACACAACAAUGACUUCGAAGUCUACGCUAAUCUAUCCGAUUUUUUGUACAACAACUACAAGCAAGCUCUAGAUAUCCUCGAUGAUGGUAAUGCAGCGCUACUGAAACUCAUGCAAGAUCUCAAGGUAGUUGAUGUGAGUGUUUUCAAGCGCUGGUUGGAAGAUGAAAAGGCCUAUCUUGUUGGUCUAACGCGCGAGCCUGAAGAAGAAACACUCCAGAUGGAGUACUGGCAGAGGCUCGUUAAUCUUGCAGCGAGCAGUGAUGCGCUUGGUGCUGCGAUGGCAGCAGUUGAAUUACCUUCUGAAGAUUCAUAUGAGACACAGGUCAAACGCACUCGCAACACUGAGGGUGCACGGUGUCACGCACUGGAAGACUAUGAGAGGAAUCUCAAGAUAGUGCAAGCGCUGGAGGGCAAGCUAGAAAUCACGGAGCGGUGGGUUCCCAGAGAUGUAGAGUGGCAGAAUGCAGGGAGGCUAGUGGCUAACAGGAAGUACCAAUGGGCACUAGACCGUCUUGAGGGUCUCAUCGUUGCUCAGAUAUUCGAACUGUCGAAAAUGAACAGAGCAGGGACAGCCCUCAACAUGUACAACACUAUUGCUAGGACACUGUCCCCUCCCCGCUUAACACUGAAAUGGGAAGAAGUUGUCGACUAUGCCUUUCUUGCCAACUUCGACCUCCUUCGCGACACGCGUGUAGACAUCUCCGAGCGCCCUUGGUCAUCUCCUGCCGCUCGUAGCGCAAUGGAUCUCCACUUCAAAAUAUGUCGGGCACGUGAGGAGAUUGAACGCCUCAAUAUUGAGGUCCAACGCCUGGUGACCUAUAUAUGCAAUGAAGAGAAGUAUCUACAGGAAUGUGAGGACCAGUUGAAGGAUACCAACCCAGCCCUCGCACAUCAAAUCGCUAUUCACCGAAACACUCGAGGACGCUUCAAGUCACAACAUCUCAACCGGCUUCACGACAUAUCGAAGCUUCUGGGAUUCAGUGGGACACUAGCUCCUGGUAUAAGCACUUACACAUGUCCUGGGGAGAGCGCGAGCAUACCUAAUGCACAGAUUCCUGCUCGCAUGCUUGUUGAACCCUCGCCUGUUGAUCACGCUGCAUCUGCCUUAGACCUAGAUACCCAGGAUGAUCUGGAUGACGAGGAGGAGGAGGCAGAGGUAGUAGAGCAGGCAUCGAGGAGUUUACAAGAUGUCCUGCUCAUUGCUGAUGACUUUUCAUGCCUUGGGAUUCAUAGCGAUGCUGAAGAAGAGUAGUGGAGUCAUUU
This is a messenger RNA of Suillus fuscotomentosus, 2657 nucleotides long. RefSeq lists its product as uncharacterized. NCBI's taxonomy places the organism in Eukaryota, Fungi, Basidiomycota, Agaricomycetes, Boletales, Suillaceae. The coding region runs from base 1 to 2646 and encodes 881 amino acids. The transcript has 10 exons. The record is from RefSeq and is a predicted model, not a curated record.